Molecule: messenger RNA, 1013 nt
Organism: Sitophilus oryzae (rice weevil)
Lineage: Eukaryota; Metazoa; Arthropoda; Insecta; Coleoptera; Curculionidae
Exons: 4
Coding region: 109-780 (223 amino acids)
Source: RefSeq, a predicted model, not a curated record
UGGCUAUCUUAUGGCUAUCUUAACCUAAAAUUGAUACAUCAAAAAUAAGUCAAAAAUGUUAUUUUUUUUUUAUUUAUGAACUAUUAAUGGUUACUGUGAUUUUAUAGAAUGAUUAGAGGUAGACGACCAAAUAAAGGGUUUGAAAACCUGCAUUUUAAGUUAAUCCGUGUAUUGGUAAACAAUCGCCGAAAAUAUUAUGCUUUGUGUCUUAAAUGUAACACGGAACUUAAAAACACUUCUGAAAGUCGUUUACAAAUACAUAGCAACAAAUGCAAGAGAAAAAACAGGGGAAAAUCACUGGAAAACGAAGCAGUUUUUGAAGAUUCAGAUCUUGAUCCCAAUAUGGAAUUUUUACUUUCAAACCCCACUAUAGAAAUGAUUGAUGUGGAGGGCCUCCAAGAUAGUAAAGAAAAAGUUAAAGAUUCUUUCAUAGGAAAAACAGAAGACAUAGGUAUUAAAAAAGAAAGUAAAGCAUCCUCUUGCUUGGAAAAAGAUCCUCCAGAUCACAUAGGAAGUCCUAAGCCUCAUGGUGUUACUUUUAAGUUAGACUUAAGUGAGUUAAAGAAUAAAAACAGUGAUAAAGCCAUAAGUAAAUUGGGAAACAUUUCUCAUGCAAGUGCCAAUAGAGAUCAGGAUGAAUUUGAUAUUUAUGGGCGGCAUAUUGCCAGUCAACUUCGUGCAAUGCCUGCUGGAAAGGCAGUUUAUUGUCAAGAAAAGAUUGAAGAAAUAUUAACAGAAGAAAGACUUUGUUUUGUAAAAAGUGAGAUAAAUGAUAAUUGAUAAUUUAUAAGGUAUUAUUCAGUGAUUUCUUUAACUAUUUUUUUGAAAUUAAAUGUGACUUACUUAUAGCUUUAUAUCUUAUAGAUUGCUUGUUCUUCCAUUUGUUUUUAAUUAAAAAAUAUUUUAAUUUUUUAUAGUUUAAAAUUAAGAAUGACUAAUAAUGCUUUGAUCUUUAUAUAAAUAAGUGAUAAAUAAACCGUACUUUAUGUUAAUAAAUCUUAUUAUUUUCUAUA